Molecule: messenger RNA, 747 nt
Organism: Ophidiomyces ophidiicola
Lineage: Eukaryota; Fungi; Ascomycota; Eurotiomycetes; Onygenales; Onygenaceae
Exons: 1
Coding region: 1-747 (248 amino acids)
Source: RefSeq, a predicted model, not a curated record
AUGAAGCCGAACCCGGUCAGUAUUCCGGCCCCAGGCCCCACGCCAGCCGAGGACGGCGCCACCAACCGGUCUUCUGCCUUCAUGGCUGACCUGAUACCAAUCCUCAUUGCGGCGAUGUAUGUCCUCUUUCUACUGUGUUGGUUUCAUAGGAAGAUUGCCAACCUUUCUCGCAAAAUCGUCUCAUUUUUGAAGUUCAGCGAGUGGAGGAAACAGAGUGGUGGCGAGGGGCGAGGUGGCUAUAUCAAUGUUGCAGAGGAAGCAGACGAAGAAGAAGACCCAGCGCAGGACCGGGGAAUCGAGCCAACGCCCGCAAAAGCUUCAUUAACCGGAUCAAAAAAGCGAAGGAAACGACCAAAAAGUCUGGUGCUAAAAGACUAUGCUCGUCUCCCCUUGUCGCUAGCUGAAGGCUUCACGGAAAAUGAACAAAACAACUCUGAGUCUACACAACAUCGGCAACCUAGUGGGUAUUCAAACAAUGGAGGGUGGCGAAGACAAAAGGGAGACCCGUUGGGGCUAUCAAAGCACUUUGAUGCAGAAACAGGGAGGUUGAAGAGGCAUGUUUUACUGGACCCUGGGACGAAGCUAAACCAGAUGAGAUUCGAGGACGCAGAUAGAACAAAGACCUAUAACGGAGGCCUUGGUAAUAAUGUGAUUGCGCGGUGGUUUGACCACGUCGUUCAUUGGACGGUCGUUAGAAGCCAGGCAUGGCUAGAACCAAACGACCGGCGGAAUUUAAUUAAGAAAUGA